CAAACCUUAAUCCUAGAGAGAGAGAGAGAGAGAGAGAGAGAGAGUGACACAGGUAGGACCAUGCGUUCUUUGCGAAGCGCAAGAGCGCUCUACGAGAGAUCUACGUUCUCUCUCUUCAGUCUCAGCCCCUACAAUGGGCAUCGCUCGGCUCUUCCGCCGUCGCGCUCCAUCUCCUCCACGGCGCUGCUUCAGAAUUCAUGGAUGGACAAGGUCAAAGGAGUCUUCACCGGGAAGAAGAAGACGUCCCCGGAAGAAGCCGAGGUCGCCGGCGAAUCGUUCACGCUGCUCCGGUUUGCCGACCAGAUGAAGAACGCGAGGAGGCUGGGAACCUUCAAGAAAUACAUGGUCGGGCGAAGCAGUGAGGCGACAUUCGUGGACGCUUUCGAGAAGCAGGAAGCGAUUCUCCGAUAUCUAGGAGGUUUGGACCCUUCUGGAGAGCAUCUCCAAACUAAUCAAAAACAAGAAGCAGCAAAAAAUUGCAACUGUACGAUAGCCGAUGUAGAGAAUACACUUGCAAGAUUCACUUGGGCAAAGGAAGCAGAAAAGAAGAUGAUGCAGAUGAAGGAAGAAGGAAAACCGUUGCCAAAGAGCCUUGCCGAGGUUCAAAAACUAAUGGGGUCAACACCAUUAGAUUUGGCUAGGUCUAAUCUGGCUAAGAGUGGACAGAUCAGCCGGAAUGCAAUGUGCCCAUGUGGUUCUAAGAAGAGAUACAAAAGGUGUUGUGGAAAGGAUUGAAGAGAUUCAAGAACUUAAGAGUAUAUUUACCCUGUCCUUGACUUGAGGAUUCUCAGAGGUUCUUGUUGCCUAUCUUGUUGGGAUUAACUUAUGCAGAAGCUGCACUCCGGGAAAAGGCUUGGUAAUUUAGGGGCCUGGGUUCUAAGAAGCUGAGAAGGUGUAACACCACACUAACAUGCUGCUUGUAUUAAAGAAUUAGUCCACAUCAAUUAGAUCAUAGCUCUUUUUGAGGCAAGAGUCUGGAUGUGCUUAGCUGAGUAACCAUUUUGAGGCGGAGGCGAUUUGCUUUGCUAGUUUUAUUCAUGACCACAAUGGAAUGUUCUUUCAGAGUCCUGAAUAAUUGACAUAGCUGUAUUUCAGUUUUUGGACCGAACUUGUUUCACAUGAUGUUCUAUUUCAGAAUUAUCGCUGUAUUUGUUGACAUCAAA
Molecule: messenger RNA, 1163 nt
Organism: Syzygium oleosum
Lineage: Eukaryota; Viridiplantae; Streptophyta; Magnoliopsida; Myrtales; Myrtaceae
Product: OVARIAN TUMOR DOMAIN-containing deubiquitinating enzyme 7
Exons: 5
Coding region: 61-735 (224 amino acids)
Source: RefSeq, a predicted model, not a curated record